GUGCGAGUGGGAGACGACGCGGAGGAGCGAUUAGCGAAGGGCUUUAAAAAACAAGGGGCAAAUAUUUGGGGCGAGAUAGAUAGAGAAAAAAAACCAGCGAAGAGGGAGCGGGGGAUCGAAACCCUAGGCGCGGUCGGCGGCGAUGGCGGCGGCGGCGGGUGCGCCGGAGUCGUACAUCGGGAGCGUGAUCAGCCUCACGUCCAAGAGCGAGAUCCGGUACGAGGGUGUCCUCUACACCAUCAACACCGAGGAGUCCAGCAUCGGGCUCAGGAACGUUCGCUCAUUUGGAACUGAAGGUCGUAAGAAGGAUGGCCAACAGAUUCCUGCCAGCGACAAGAUAUAUGAGUACAUACUUUUUCGAGGGAGUGAUAUAAAGGAUUUGCAAGUCAAAUCCUCUCCAUCAGCUCAGCCGGCAGCUUUACACAAUGAUCCUGCGAUUAUUCAGUCACAUUAUCCUCGUCCAGUCUCGUCGUCUACAAGCUUGCCUCCUGCUGCAAGCACAGCAUCAACUGAUGCUACUUCACACAAUGCUCCAUCUGCAAUUCAGAUGCCACCACCAUUUCAAGGGAAUUUACCACCUUUCCAAUCUGGCGCCAACUUACAGUCAUGGAACUCAUCACCUAUGCCAUCAUCAGCAAAUGGCGCUGGCCUAACAAUGCCACCAAUGUAUUGGCCAGGAUAUUACACACCACCUACUGGGUUUCCUCAUUUUCAGCCACCACCCUUUCUUCGGCCACCACCACACAGUUUGACAGUUCCACAGGCACUACAACCUCCUGUCCACUAUCCUGUGCUUAAUGGAUCCUUACCAGCUGGGUUUCCAAGUAUGCCAGAGCUUCCUUCUUUUCUUCAACCUGGUAAUAGUAAUAGUUUAAGUCCAUCUUUAGGUGUCUCGACAUCAGUGUCAGCACCUGCUUCAUCGAGUACAUCAGUUACUGAGUCAUCAGGAAGCCAACUGCCAAAUAAGCUUUCCUCCAUUUCCGCUUCUGUGUUUUCUGUGGGUUUAACUCCCCCAUCUGUGAGUCCUUCAAUUUCUACAGUUGAACCCUCCAUGCUCGUGUCGCUAGGCAUGCCUUCUUUAGUGAACAGUAAGCCAGUAGUUCUACCCGACUCCACUGUGCCAUCUCUCUCCAGUGAAAAGCCUGUGAGUGUACCUGUUGCUCCAUUGCCAACCUAUCUGCCUUCCUCUCAGCCACCUUCUGCUAAUGAUGCAUCACCAGUCAAUGUUGCAGAACAAGUUACAUUGGUAACUCCUGGUCAACUACUGCCAACUGCUUCCUCCACAGUUACUCCAUCUCAGGCCUUGCAAACUGCUUCUGCUACAGUUCCAUCCUCUAAGGUUGCCUUCUCCACGGUUCCAUCCUCUCAGACAACCUCCUCUGCGGUUCCAUCCUCUCAGGCUACCUCAUCUACAGCUUCACCCUUGAAGGUUGCUUCCUCUUCUGUUCUGUCAGAAGAGGUGCAAGUGAUAGGUGAAAAUAAAGCAGUUAAGCAGCGUGAGUGGAAGGCAAAACAACCUGCGGUUGCUCCAUCCGGAAAUAAGGAGCCUCUGUUGCCAGCAUCAAAGCCUGUACUUGAGAAGCCUGUUGGAGCUUCCUCAUAUGUUCAGUACAACAACAGAGGCCGAGGAAGAGGAAGAUGUCGUGGCAGAGGAAAUGGGCUUUCACGUCCCAUAACCAAGUUCACAGAGGACUUCGAUUUCAUGGCAAUGAAUGAGAAGUUCAACAAAGAUGAAGUAUGGGGUCAUCUUGGUAAAAGUACAGGACAGUUAAAUGAUGAUCCAAAUGAUUAUGAAGAUGAUGUUCUAGAAGAUGAAAUAUCUCCUAGAAAGCCAGAAGCUAAGCCUGUGUAUGUUAAAGAUGAUUUCUUUGAUUCACUCUCGUGCAACACAAUUGACAAUGGAGGGAGGAGUGGAAGGAUUAAAUUCUCUGAGCAGAGAAAAAUAGAUACCGAGACCUUCGGUGACUCGGCAAGGCAUCGACCGAUGGGCAUGCGCGGAGGGAGGGCCCCCCGUGGUGGGGGUGGUGCUCAUGGGGGUGGUCCUCGAGGUCGUGGCUAUUAUGGUAGAGGAUAUGGGUAUAUGGGUAGGGGGCGUGGCUACUCUUACCCUAACCACCAAUCAUGAUACAAAAGAUCCAUAUGCUUUUCAAAAGAAGCACAUGAAUGACUAUGGUGAAGAAUUGCCUAUUUGCUUGGAAACCUGAGAUGUUUCGCAAGUCCCAGCUCGGCUGUUGGAAGAGUGCCUAUUUCGUAUACCUAUCUUCCUGCUAUAGCUGACAAUGCGGUAAAUAGUUUGGUGGCAGAUUUGAUAAGCUAAGAAUCGGUGUCACCAUUGAAUCAAAGCCAGAGAUUGGAUGCAUAUCUUUUCUGUUGCCAGUGUCGAUUCCCUUCGGAGAUAAAUAGGAGCAUGAUAGUUUACAAUUCCGUGGGUUACUGUAUGCUCAUCCAGUGUUGGAUGUUGUCGAGCUUUCUUAAAGCUGGAGACAUGUCAUAUAUGUUGCAUGUUCAUGGUGGCUCCUGGUGGGAGAGCUUCAGUUUGAUGUGCUAGUCAGUUUCUGUACUUGUGUGGAGAUCUGCAAUACCAACUAGAAUGCGCAGAGAUUUGUGUAUCUUACAAUAGUGUAUUUUGCACUCGUACCAUUACUGUAUGUCGUUCUUUGGAAAUUGGAAGUUAGGGUCUGGUUGAUUUA
This is a messenger RNA of Panicum virgatum (switchgrass), 2690 nucleotides long. RefSeq names its product protein decapping 5-like. The transcript has 8 exons. Gene Ontology annotation, cellular component: P-body. The record is from RefSeq and is a predicted model, not a curated record. Bases 143 to 2125 code for a protein of 660 amino acids. NCBI's taxonomy places the organism in Eukaryota, Viridiplantae, Streptophyta, Magnoliopsida, Poales, Poaceae. Gene Ontology annotation, molecular function: mRNA binding. Gene Ontology annotation, biological process: cytoplasmic stress granule assembly; P-body assembly.